This is a messenger RNA of Archocentrus centrarchus (flier cichlid), 1232 nucleotides long. RefSeq names its product phosducin-like 3 (gene pdcl3). The transcript is spliced from 6 exons. Bases 77 to 793 code for a protein of 238 amino acids. Gene Ontology annotation, biological process: angiogenesis; positive regulation of gene expression; protein folding. Gene Ontology annotation, cellular component: cytoplasm. The record is from RefSeq and is a predicted model, not a curated record. Gene Ontology annotation, molecular function: vascular endothelial growth factor receptor 2 binding; protein folding chaperone. Lineage: Eukaryota; Metazoa; Chordata; Actinopteri; Cichliformes; Cichlidae.
UCUGCCUGCGCUCCUUCUAUUUCCGCGUCUGGGAGGAGAACAGUGGUGUGGUUUCAGGGGACUCUUAUCUGUCAAAAUGCAGGACCCAAAUGAAGAUACAGAGUGGAAUGAUAUCCUGAGGAAGAAAGGAAUUCUUCCUCCCAAGGAGACACCUAAGGAGGAUGAAGAGGAGGAGCUGGCCCUCCAACAGCAGUCUGUUGUUAAAACAUAUGAGGACAUGACACUGGAAGAACUAGAGGAGAAUGAAGAUGAGUUCAGUGAGGAUGAUGAAGCAGCCAUUGAGAUGUAUAGACAGAAGCGCCUUGCAGAGUGGAAGGCAACUCAGAUGAAGAAUGUGUUCGGCGAGGUGGGAGAAAUCUCUGGACAGGACUACGUCAAGGAGGUCAACAAGGCCGGAGAUGGCAUCUGGGUGGUGCUGCACCUCUACAAACAGGGCAUCCCUCUGUGUACCCUCAUCAACCAGCACCUGAGCGCAUUAGCCAGGAAGUUCCCUCAGACCAAGUUCCUCAAGUCCAUCUCCACCACCUGCAUCCCCAACUACCCCGACCGCAACCUGCCAACCAUCUUCGUUUACUUCGAGGGUGAGAUGAAGGGCCAGUUCAUCGGUCCUCUGGUCUUUGGGGGCAUGAACCUGAAAGUUGAAGAGCUGGAGUGGAGGUUAUCAGAAACCGGAGCCGUGAAGACAGACCUGGAGGAGAACCCCAAGAAACAAAUCGAAGACAAGCUGAUGUCGUCGAUAAAAAGUUCACUUCCUACACGAAAAGACAAUGACUCAGAGGACGAGGACUAUUAAAAAAAAAAAAAACACCUGUAACAUCAAACCAUGUGGCAGCUACAUGGAAAACACUCAGAUGACCUUAAAGUCAAGCAGGAACACUGAGGGGGCAGCACUGCCUUUGCCAACAUGAGCGUUUUGUAUUGUAACCAUGUAGGUGGCGCUCCUAUACUGGGAUCAGUCCUGUAUUUGGACAGGCCACCAGACUGCUUGGGAGAAUCAAACCUACAUUAUGAUCUUUUUUUAAACCUCCCAGGCUACCGUACAUUUCAGCAGGGGGAACGGCACAACAGUCGCUGUUUUGUAAUUUGAUGAAACAGCCUCAACUAAAUCUUUACAAAAGCAUCAAAGACGAGUUUUAACUUUUUUUUUUUUAUUAUUAUGUUUCAUGAUAAUUGUCACAAAAUGUUCAUGUACAUUUAAUUCUGUUAAAUUAAAUGUGAGUUCACCUCUUUUC